Messenger RNA from Trichoplusia ni (cabbage looper), 1786 nucleotides. RefSeq names its product visual system homeobox 2-like. Gene Ontology annotation, molecular function: sequence-specific double-stranded DNA binding; DNA-binding transcription factor activity, RNA polymerase II-specific. Lineage: Eukaryota; Metazoa; Arthropoda; Insecta; Lepidoptera; Noctuidae. The record is from RefSeq and is a predicted model, not a curated record. Gene Ontology annotation, cellular component: nucleus. Gene Ontology annotation, biological process: regulation of transcription by RNA polymerase II. The transcript has 9 exons. The coding region runs from base 496 to 1701 and encodes 401 amino acids.
GCGGGGCGCGGGGCGGGCGCUGCCUGUUUACGGCGUGUCGCCAGUGAGCGCGCGCUGUCCGUGACUCCAGGGGGGUUUUCUCGUUUUUACAAAGCGACGGGCGGCGCGGCGGCGCCGCGGACAGAAGCGCUGCAGACGCCGCGGCGAGCGCUCGUGUCGCGAUCACCUCCACUUAUAACAAACGAUAUAUUUUCGCGAAUUUUCCACCGUCUCGGAAAACUCCUCAUCUACUUUUAUGAAUUUCCCAACAUUCUGCCUAAUGCUUAGGCCUAAUUUUGAAGUAAAAAAAAGUAAUUGAAAUAAGUAGGAAGUGUAAAAAAACUUACAGAAAGUGCGUUUAUAAUUAAAACUUUUACUUUUAAAAAUAUUUUUGAAAAAACGACCUAAGUAAAUUGUGAUAAUUAUAACGAUAAGGAACAAGAAAAUAUAAGUAUUUAUAGCAGUAAUGUAAAAGUAAAGCCUAGUACACACAAGCGAGAGAGCGCUUAAUACGCGAUGCAAGCGAUGAGCGCGAACGCGAGUGCGCCGCGCGCGCCGCAGCGAUCUCCGUUCGCCAUCCAGGAGCUGCUGGGGCUGUCGGACCGGGGCGAGAGCCGCGAGCGCUACUUCGAGUCUCGCGACAACGACCGCGUGCUGAACCUGUCGGAGAGCCGCGAGCCCCGCGGGUACACGCCGCAGUUCCCGCUGCCCGCGUCCGUGGCCAGCCGCGUGGCCUACGCCGCCGCCUUCAACGCGCAGGCCGCGGUGGCGGCCGCCUUCCUGCCCGGCCCGCCGCUGCUGCACCCGCCGCCCGGGUUCCCGCAGAUCAAGUCUCCGUACAGCCCCGGCUCGCAGCCGCACCUCACCGCGGUCCGACAGUUUUAUUCAGGAGUGUCGUCGCUGGAGGCGGCGAAAGAUUUCACGGUAGACGGCCUCACCGGAUACAACGGCAAGAAAAAGAAGAAAAAACGCAGACAUAGCCGCACGAUCUUCACGUCCUACCAGCUGGACGAGCUGGAGAAGGCGUUCAAGGACGCGCACUACCCCGACGUGUACGCGCGCGAGAUGCUCUCGCUGAAGACAGACCUGCCCGAGGACAGGAUCCAGGUGUGGUUCCAAAACCGUCGCGCGAAGUGGCGCAAGACAGAGAAGUGCUGGGGCCGGUCCACCAUCAUGGCGGAGUACGGGCUGUACGGAGCCAUGGUGCGCCACUCGCUGCCGCUGCCCGAGACCAUCCUCAACAGCGCCAAGGAGAACGACUCGGUCGCGCCCUGGCUACUCGGUGAGUUCGGCAUGCACCGCAAGUCCAUCGAGGCGGCGCGCCACCUGAAGGAGUCGGGCUCGGAGCGCGAGGGCUCGGAGGCGGAGCCCGAGCGGGCCACGUCCGCCUCGCCGCACCACCACGACACACACGACGUGCAGGCGCAGAGUUCCCCGGCGAGUUCGACGACAGCGUCGUCGUCAGCCAAGGGGCGCGCGUCGCCGGAGCCGGGCCGCGAGCUGUACGAGGACGCGGAGGCCUUCCGCAACAACAGCAUCGCGUGUCUGCGGGCCAAGGCGCAGGAGCACCAGGCGCGCCUGCUCAACAACAACCUGCUGCUACAGGUGCGAGGCGCGGGCGCUUGCCGGGCGGGCAGCGCGGAGGAGGAGGGUCCCGCCGACAUCGACGUGGGCACGGAGCCGCCGCCGCCCGCGCACCAUCACCUGGCGCACCUCUACUGACCGCGCGGGAACACGCCGCCGCAGCGGGGCUCGUGCGAGCGAGAGGCCGCUCGACAGGGGACAUAGUGUCGGAGACGUGAUACAA